Molecule: messenger RNA, 2780 nt
Organism: Phasianus colchicus (ring-necked pheasant)
Lineage: Eukaryota; Metazoa; Chordata; Aves; Galliformes; Phasianidae
Source: RefSeq, a predicted model, not a curated record
UAAAGAAGGAACCACUUACCCCCCCCUUUCUAAAGAUCAGGGCUCACCAAACACACUGAAGAAGGUAAUCUCCAAGUAGAGAAGCUUCCCUUGUCCCUGCCAGCCCUUAAAUGAGGUUAGGAGGGAUGAGCCAGGGUCUGCCCCUUCCUGUAGCCCAGGUGAAUUGUUUCCACCUGUGUUCCCAGGGCUGGUUAUAUAUGGCCCUUCACCAGCUGCCUUAAUGAUGUUAUUUAGGCUGUGACCUAGUGAUUCCUGUGCACUCCCUGAUAUGGGAUCAGGACAGGUGUAGGGAGAUGAAGGCAGUUAGGAUGAUAGGACGUUUUCUUGUUUGAGUAAUUCUUUGAAAUCUUGAACAGGAGCCCUUUCCAAUCUUUUACUUUAGUGCUUGGGAGUUGUUUUUUUCUCUGUUUUAUUCUAUUUUUUUUUUUUUGGGGGGGGGGGGGUAUUGUUAGUUGUAUCUUCUUGAAGAUAGAUUUUUUCAUUUUCUUUAGGGAAACUGAGAAAAUCUUUAGUGUCUGUACUUCAUUGGAAUGUUAUCAAUUGAGCUUUGAAACCUUCUGUGUGAAGUGGUCUGGUAAUUGGUAACAGUCACAUAUUGAGGAAGUCACCAUUGCCAACUAGGAUAUGACACUGAAUUGUACAUCGGGGAAAUUAAUCUGUUCUUAGGGGUUGAAUUACCCUGCUACAUCACAGUGGGUUUUUAGCCCGUUUUUUGAUGAAGAUGGCAGCUAACAAUGCAGUGCUGAACAGACUGGAGCAGAAGGGUGCAGAGGCUGAUCAAGUUAUUGAAUACCUCAAACAGCAAAUUGCCCUGCUCAAAGAGAAAGCUAUCUUGCAGGCAUCUCUCCGAGAAGAGAAGAAGCUCCGUGUGGAAAAUGCAAAACUGAAGAAAGAAAUUGAAGGGCUGAAACAGGAGCUGAUUCAGGCUGAAAUUCGAAAUGGAGUAAAACAGGUUGCAGUUCCUUCUGGUACAACUGUUUCUACAGCUUCAUUUUCAGAAGAUGUUCCACAGCCUACAGCAGUUGCAUCAUCUGGUUCCAAAGAUCACAUUAAAGGUGAAGAUGAAGAAAAGAAAAAGAAGGAAAAAAUAGAAAAAAAAGGUGAUAAGAAGGAGAAGAAACAGCAGCCAGCUGCUGGAAGUAGCGAUUCAAAACCUGUAGAUGUAUCUCGUCUGGAUCUUCGUGUUGGCUGCAUUAUUACCGCGGAAAAGCACCCAGAUGCAGACUUGUUGUAUGUUGAAAAGGUGGAUGUUGGUGAAGCGAGCCCAAGGACUGUUGUCAGUGGUUUAGUGAAAUAUGUUCCCCUGGAUCAGAUGCAGAAUCGGAUGGCAAUACUGCUCUGUAACUUGAAGCCUGCGAAGAUGAGAGGAGUAGUAUCUCAAGCAAUGGUGAUGUGUGCCAGCUCCCCAGAAAAAGUGGAAAUUCUGGCUCCUCCACCCGGGGCGGUAGCUGGGGACAGAAUCACUUUUGAAGGUUUUCCAGGAGAUCCUGAGAAGGAACUUAAUCCCAAGAAGAAGAUUUGGGAGCAAAUCCAACCUGAUCUUCAUACCAAUGACCAGUGUGUGGCUACAUACAAAGGAGUUCCAUUUGAAGUGAAAGGAAAAGGAGUCUGCAGGGCAGAGACCAUGGCAAACAAUGGAAUUAAAUAAAUGGUUGCUAGCUCCUUGUUCAGAUGUUGAAGUGGAAAGUAAUGCGAGCACAAUAAAAAACAUGAAUAUAUAACCCUCUGAAAUGCAUGUCUAAUAGCUUUUUUUUGUUUGAUUCCUUUCCCAGAGAUGCAUAAUGUUAUACCUGUUACACUAACAAUUCACUCAUCUCCAUAUUGACUCUCUUUGAGGUUGUGUUCUGUGCAGUCAUUAACCACUCAGUGAUUAAUUACCAAGGCUCAUUCAUGGAAGGACUAAAGGCUGAUGAUCGUAUUUUCUAGAUAACUGAAAAGUUAAGAGGAUCCAUUAAGCAAGAGCAUCUCAAUAAGGAAAACUUUCUGCCCUAUUCCUUGUGUGCUAACCUCAAUGCUAACAGUUGGUCAGAAGACGGCAGCUGUUUUCAUUCUUUUCAUCUUUCAACAGUUUCAGUCCUCUUAAGCAUUUUCCAGAUAUAUUAUAAACUUCUGCAACUUUGUUUUCAGCUGUGUUUUCUGAGUAGUCUGCGAACUGUUGUAACGGGAGUAUUAAACUAUGGUCCCCUAUACUCCAGAAUAUGCAAAAUGAUGUACCAAAUAUGUUGCUUUGCUAAAAUAGUUCUGGAGUUUCACCUUUUCCACCUCAAUAGUUCCUUCCUAGUGAGGGAGAUUACUAAUUAAGGAUGAGUAGCUAAUAGAUAGUCAAGAAAAUGGAGUCAAAUAUGAAAGACUUGGUUUUCAAUGCUCAAAACACGCAUCUUUUUCCAUUUUAAUAUAUAUUUUGAAUAAUAUUUUGUAUGAAAUAUGCUUUGAUUUUUUUAAACAAAUUGCUUCUUUUAGGUUUUAUUUGAAUUAUUCAUAAUAAUGGAUUUAAAACAGGCACAAAUACUAUGGUGUUAUCAUUAAAUUGUUCCUUUUUAACUCUUGCCUUUCAAUAAUCUGAAAGUAACCGUUGCAGAUCAAUUCACAAUAAAACUUCAAAAGUAACUAUUUAGAAAUGCUUCACAUGUUUCAGCAUGUACUAUUUAAUUAACUGUCUACUGUCUAACUACUCACAUGGUAAGCACUUCUCUAACCGCUGAUGUAAGAAACUUACCCAACUUGGAUUUCAUAGGCUUUGAACUUACAUAGUAAGCUGGGAGAUAAGAAAAAAAAAAAAA